UUGGUGAGCUCCCACAAUGCAGUUACUUCUUCUUGCGAUUUUCCUCGUCAUCAUCAUCAUCUUCUUCUUCAAACUUUUUCACUCAAUACUAUGGGUCCCAUGGAGAAUCCAGGACCAUUUCCGCGAACAACGCAUAGGAGGCCCUGCCUACCGUCCGAUCUUUGGAAACACGGCCGAGAUCCGCCGCAUGUACGCCGACGCCCAGUCAAAGCCAAUGUCUUUGGACCACGACAUACUUCACCGAGUGGCUCCUUUCUACCACGAGUGGUCGGGUCUGUACGGAAGGACGUUUCUGUAUUGGUUCGGGUCAAAGCCCAGAUUGGCUAUAGCCGAUCCAGAUAUGAUCAAGGAGGUCCUAAUGGAUUCGGGCGGGUCGUUUCAAAAGGCUAGGCAGGACCCUUCCACUAAGCUCUUCUUUGGACAAGGAUUGGCUACUUUGGUGGGUGACAAAUGGGCUCUUCACAGAAGAAUUGCAAACCAGGCUUUCAAGAUGGAGAGAGUUAAGGCUUGGGUGCCAGAAAUUGUGGCUAGUUCCAGAAAGAUGCUCCAGAAGUGGGAAGAAGAGAGAGGAGAGAGAGAGGAAUUCGAGAUGGAUGUGCACAAACAACUUAAUCUCCUUUCAGCUGACAUUAUCUCUAGAACGGCUUUCGGAAGCAGUUUUGAGGAAGGGAAGAGAAUUUUUAUGUUACAAGAGCAGCAAUUGUACCUCGUCUCCCGAGGUUUAAGAAGUGUCUACAUUCCUGGUUAUAGGUUCUUGCCUACUAAGAACAAUAGAGAGAGGUGGAGACUGGAGAAGGAAACACGGGAAGCCAUUCGGAUGCUGAUCGAGAAGAACAGCAAAGGGAGAGAAAAUACAAGAAGUUUGCUUGCCCUCUUAAUGUCUUCUCACAAGAGUCAUAAUGGCGAAGAAGAGAAGUUAGAAGUGGGGGAAAUCAUAGAUGAAUGCAAGACCUUCUACUUUGCAGGAAAGGAAACAAGCGCUAAUCUUUUGACUUGGGCACUCAUCCUUCUUGCAUUCCAUCAAGAAUGGCAAACCAAGGCAAGGGAAGAAGUUUUCCGCAUUUGUGGACAAAAUCAGCAUCCCACUGCUGACAACUUAAACGACUUCAAAAUAAUAAGCAUGAUACUGAAUGAAACACUUCGUCUCUACCCUACGACAGUGGCAUUGUUGAGGCAAACAUACAAAAGAGUGAAGCUAGGGAGUCUGGAUAUUCCGACCGGCACGCAGCUCUAUCUGGCCAUGACCGCCGUCCAUCAUGAUGCUGAGAUAUGGGGAAAAGACACACAUAAAUUCAACCCGAUGAGAUUUUCUGAGCCUCGAAGCCAUUUGGCCUCAUAUUUUCCAUUUAGCUUAGGCCCCAGAAUUUGUGUAGGUCUGAAUCUGGCCAUGGCUGAGACGAAGGUCGCCCUAGCUAUGAUCAUCCGGCAAUAUUCUUUUAGGUUGUCACCAACUUAUGCUCAUGCGCCCAUGCUGGUUCUAACAUUGCAGCCUCAACAUGGUGCACAACUCCUAUUUAGGAGAAUAUUUGGUUGAAGCUUGCAGCCUCAGCUUGUGUAUGUUCCAUGUAUCCCAGCAGUUUGGUAGUGUGUGUUUAUGACAUUAAUAAAUGAUAUAUGGAAUCAUCGGAAGACAUGU
Messenger RNA from Corylus avellana, 1636 nucleotides. Its product is annotated as cytochrome P450 734A1. Lineage: Eukaryota; Viridiplantae; Streptophyta; Magnoliopsida; Fagales; Betulaceae. The record is from RefSeq and is a predicted model, not a curated record. Gene Ontology annotation, molecular function: oxidoreductase activity, acting on paired donors, with incorporation or reduction of molecular oxygen; iron ion binding; monooxygenase activity.